UACAAAUACUAUGAGCAUGCAUCUCUAUACGGUGCAACAAACCAAAAAUUACUGAUAAACCACCGCAAACAACUUCUUUAUUGCUAUGAGGUAGUAUUCUUUUCUGUUUAAGAAAAUUAUUAAAUAACUCUGGCUGCGUAUUUUGAUAAGAGAUCAGUUUGUUACGAAUCUACCCAGAGGAAUGAUCAAAAUGGCAAGAGCCGGCUUUCGAAUCGCUCUACUGCAGCUGAAAGUAGGACCUAAUAAAUCCCAGAAUGUGGCCAAUGCGCUCACCCGAAUCAGAUCGGCGGUCAAGGAUGACGGAGCCCGGGUCGUAGCCCUUCCGGAGUGCUUCAACUCGCCGUAUGGAACGCAACACUUUGCCGAGUAUGCCGAGGAAGUCCCAAGUGGUGAAACUAGCCGCAGUUUGUCAGCAAUCGCCAAGGAACUGGGAAUCUAUCUCAUUGGUGGAACCAUUCCAGAGAGAAAUCCCACAGAGAACAAAAUCUACAACACUUGUACGGUAUGGUCGCCUGAGGGCGACCUAAUGGCAACUUACAGGAAAAUCCACCUGUUUGACAUCAACAUCCCCGGUGGAAUAACAUUCCGUGAGUCGGACGUCCUCACAGGAGGUAGUGAUUUGGCCAUUGUUCCCAUCGAUGGUGCCAAAAUCGGAAUCGGCAUUUGCUACGACAUUCGGUUCGAUGAGUUGGCUCGGCUUUACCGGAACAAAGGAUGCGAUAUGCUGAUUUUCCCGGGUGCGUUCAACAUGAAAACGGGACCGUUGCAUUGGGAGCUGCUCGCGCGUGCCAGGGCCAAUGACACUCAGUCGUACGUGGCGACUAUUUCACCGGCUAGAGAUGCGGGAGCGGGUUAUGUUGCAUGGGGGCAUUCGAUGGUGGUGGAUCCGUGGGCGCAAGUGGUUGCAUCGGCCAAGGAAGGCGAAGAAACGGUGCUGGCCGAUUUGGAGUUUGCGAAAGUGGACGAAGUGCGGGCGCAGAUUCCGAUUUUCAGCCAAAGAAGGACGGAUUUGUACGAUACGGAACAGCAGAAAAGUUGAAUGGUUGUUGGUUUGGGAACGUUACUUUGUUACGAUGAAAGAAGAAAGCACGUUCAUGGAUUUUGAUGUAAUAUGCAUUUUGAAUAAAUAUUUGUAAUUGUU
Aedes albopictus (Asian tiger mosquito) is the source of this 1141-nucleotide messenger RNA. RefSeq names its product omega-amidase NIT2. Bases 182 to 1039 code for a protein of 285 amino acids. NCBI's taxonomy places the organism in Eukaryota, Metazoa, Arthropoda, Insecta, Diptera, Culicidae. The transcript is spliced from 2 exons. Gene Ontology annotation, biological process: oxaloacetate metabolic process; L-glutamine metabolic process. The record is from RefSeq and is a predicted model, not a curated record. Gene Ontology annotation, molecular function: omega-amidase activity. Gene Ontology annotation, cellular component: mitochondrion.